GGUGUUGUGUUCUGACGUGACAAAACAAAGAGUUAAAAAGUUUUUUUUUUUGUUUUUUCAUUUUCAUGUAUGGCUUACACUUAAAAAAAAUUAAUUUUAUAUGCGUGUGUAGUGUUUUCUUUUGAAAAUGAAUUUUUCAUUAAGUGAAAUGCCUAGUACCAAACCUGAUCGAGAUGGCUUACCAAAAUCUGGAAGAGUAAAUGAAGUAUGCCGUGAAUGGUUAGUACGUGAAGAUGGUGCAUUAGCAUAUCGCUUACAAAAUGAAGAAAUCGAUCAACAUUUAUCUGGCAAUAAAAAUAGAAAUGCUCAAGUUCGCGAAGAUUUUCCGUGUGCACUCACUGAACAAUUACGUGAAGAGCGUCAAGCAGAAUAUCAAGCAGCCUUAUAUCAACAAAUGGUUCGCGAACAGGAAGAAAAAGAUGCACGAGUAGCUGCUCAAAUUGCUGAACGACUAGAAAAAGAAGAGGAAAUUAAACGAAAGUUACUAGAAGAACAUGACAAGCAAAUUGCUAGACGUCUUCUGGAACAAGACCGGCUUAAACAAUUACGUUUAAAAGAAGAAGCUUUGGCUCAACAACAACCUGUGUUACAAAAUAUUCAACAAUCAGUCUCAAAAAACUGUCAACAAUCACUUAAUUUAACAAAUAAUAAUAAUAUAAGUCCACAAAAAUCUUAUCCACCAGAAGUAGUAUUAUCAACAACAUCCUCGCCACGAAGACAAGGACAACUUAUACCACUGCCAAACACGCCUAAACAAUCAAAUUUUAAUCCACGCAUACCCACAAUAAUACCAGAACAGUAUUCGAUUGAUGAAAAUUUACAACAGUCUACAACAGCGGCAUAUCAAAAUGUUCCAUUACCCCGAGUUAAGAAAAUGAGUAAUAGUUAUGAAAAUAUUAUAGAUCCAAAUAAUCCAGAAGCAGAGUUAACUGAAAUAUUAAGUCAUGUAGCGCUAUCAGAUGAAGUUGGAAUUCCACUUGAUGAGGUGGAAGAGAAACGUUUACAAGAGGAAAAAGAUGCGGAGCUUGCCAGGCAACUUCAAGAACAGGAUGCUAAUGAAAUUUCACAAUUCUCUAAAGAUCGUCUAAUGGCAAUUGAGGCACAGGAUAAAGAGUUAGCCCGAGUGCUACAAGAAAGGGAAAGAGCUAAAGCUCGCAGAGCUCGUGAACGAGCAAAACAGCGUUCGCUUGCUAAAAAACAACUGCAACAGCAACAAGAAAUGAAUAAAAUUCAAACAAUAAAUCCUGAUCCACCAAAUUUAAAUCAAGAAGACUCAUACUCGGAUCCCGUUGAUUUAAUAAGUCAAACUGAUGUACUGAAACAACAGACAUCGUCUCCUACAACCUCUGAAUCAUAUCCAGUAAAUGGGCGUUCAAAAUAUGCGCAUUCUUAUAACCUAGACACUAUAGAAGAUGAUGUUAACUACAGUUAUCCAAUUGAUAACAUUCAGGAGACAAAUUCAAAAUCUCCAUUAAAGACAAGUCCCACAAAAAGCUAUCAAACUGAAAUACGAAAAACUGGUGUCUCUUCACCGAAUAAAAGCAAUGACUCUGGGAUCAUCGAUCCACGGUUAUCAUCUCCCAUGCAUAUGAUGCGACCUGGUCAGUUAGAUCUUAAGACAUCUAGUUCACGAUCAUCGAAAGGCUCUUGGUAUUGUGAUUCUCCAGAAAGUGGUUUACAACCAAGUACAGCAAGUACACCUAAUGUAGGGACACAGCAACAAUUCAAUAUUGCAAUGGCAAUUGAUCCGACCUAUAAUCGACGAAUACAUUCAAAUUCAACGUCACCACAUGAUUCAGGGAAUUUUGCUGCAACCAGUCCAAUUAAUUCAUUACCGUCACCCGCAGAUAUUUCAGAUGAUGAAUCUAGUCCUGUCCCUCCAUAUAUGCCGAUUCAAGGUCAACGUCGCACUGCUUCUUUAGAGAAGAAAGCAAAAAAAUCACGUGCGAAAGAUGGCUGUAAACAGCAAUAAUACUUGUUAUUUGAUAUUAUCAAAAUAUUUUUUUUAAUGUGCCUAAAACACGCCUAAGAUUUCGAUUGCAUUUAUUUAAGUGAUUACAAUAUAUUAAUAUAUAUACUUAUUUAUAUAAUUAGACUUGCGCUAAGGGAGGAUGGCAGCUUUGUGUUAGGAGAUUGAACGAAUCAAAUUUUACGUUUCUUGCACACUCUUUACAUAAAAUUGUGUGUCUCUGCAUAGAAUGCCGACUCGGGUUUACAGAUUGAUGUAAUUGGAUGGAUACCUUAUCGAUUUUAUCAAAUUAUUUAAAAUUUUUUCCCACUUAAGAGGAAUUUAUUAGAGUAAACAAAUCAAAAAAACUAACUUUAAAAAUUUUUCAAUGCGUACAAAUUUGUUAAACCUAUACAAAAUAAAUAAAUCAACGAAGGAUUUUCAAAAGUCCUAAUAUUUUUUAGAUCGUCACGCUUAACAAUUAGUAUUUCAUGGGUAGGGUACCUUAGAAAGGAACUACCCUAGUAACUCUAGAAACGCAUGAAAUUGCCAAGGAAUGUCCACUAUAUUUAGGAUUUUUUUUGUGUGAUUACAGAACGUAAUCUAGUAGAGUAAACAAAUUUAAAAAAACGUAAUUUCAAAAAUUUUGCGGUACGUAAAAUUCGUUAAACGUGUACAAAAUAAUUUAAUUAAUCAACGAAGGGUUUUCAAAAGUCCAAUUUUUUUUUAAAUCAUCACACUAAUUAAUUAGUAUUUCAUGGGUAGGGUACUCUUGAAAGGGUACAUUUUCCUUAUUAUAGAAUUAAAUAUUUGAACUGAUUUUUAAAAAUACAAUUGUAUUCAAGA
Messenger RNA from Chrysoperla carnea, 2794 nucleotides. Its product is annotated as trichohyalin. The transcript is spliced from 8 exons. Bases 128 to 1972 code for a protein of 614 amino acids. The record is from RefSeq and is a predicted model, not a curated record. NCBI's taxonomy places the organism in Eukaryota, Metazoa, Arthropoda, Insecta, Neuroptera, Chrysopidae.